UAAUUGCUCCUAAAAUAACUUUUAACGUUAAUUCGUUCGUUAUUCAGUGUAUUGUGAAAAUAACUUGCAUGCGGCGAGCAUGUGGGAAAACAUGUUUAUUUUUUUAUUUAUAUUUCAUCUUUUCUGUUUUGGACUAUGUGGAUAUCCGCCGAUAGGAGACGAGGUGCAAGCAGGAAGCGUGCUUCUUCCGGCUUCCAGAAGAGGAAGGUAUCUAGCCAACAUUGUCAGAAGACAGGCUGUCGACGGAACGGGUAUAAAGUUCAACAAAGACGCUGACCGGAUGAACGCGGAAGCCAAGAAGAAGGUAGAUGUGCUCUCAGAGGAACUGCUCCCGUACAUCAUAGCUGAACAAGAGAGACGCACCACGCUGUACAAGAGAGUGAUGACCGCCAUACAGAAUGGAGAGAAAGGAGUCACUAUCGCUGAGAUUAGAAAUAAACCACCCGCUAUUAUAAGAAAAGGCCUAAUGUACCGUUGUCCCACGAAUCGGGCCCCCAAAGAGCCUGACGGUUCAGGCGUCAUCAUGUGCGAAGACGAUAUAGAUCCCCGGCCUAUUAUGUACGACUCCUGUCUGUCGGCGGAGGACAAGGAACUCUAUGUCGCUGAGAAUAGAUACUUCUUUUGUAAUCGACAUAAGAUUGAAGGUCCCGACCCGCCUCGCAACGGCACCGCAGUGAUCGGCUGCGCGCCUUGCGAGCGAACUUCACUCAACUACACCAGCAUGAAGUGCGCGCUAGAAGACACUGAUGACGUGGUGGUGCAUUACCGGUAUUAUCCGGAUAGGACAUACAAGUUUGUGUCGGAGUUAGACCCGGACAGAGAGGUGUGUGAGCACUGGAAUCCUUGUCAGAUUGGAUAUAUCUUCAGCCUACCAGGGCCUGACCAGGCUACCCUGGCCACCGAACUAUGGCAGGACGAUAGGAACGAGACUUGGUUACCAGCACAGGCGUAUGAGACGAGCGCUAGAAAGGUUGUCAUCCCCGACGGAUAUAACUAUGAGGGGGUCGGCAGAUGGGAAUCGACUGGCAAGAAACGCGUCAGUAUAGGUGCAGAGAUGCUGGUAAAUCUAAUCUGUUUCCAGAUGCCACAUAUUCUUGUUAUCAACGAGGUUGUUGGAAACAAUAGUGUUAAAAUCAAGAUUAAGUUUAAUCCACUAAAAAUGUCGGAUGCUAGAACGUACUACGCAAGGAUGGCCCAUAAAGAGAGACCACACAAGGAAAAGAAAUUCUAUAUUCCGUUGGUUACAAUCAAUUUCGGGCGUACGCACAUGAAUCCUCAAGUCCUGCACGUGUUGCCAGGACAGAAAUUGAAUACUACGUCUAUUUCGUUUACUUGUGACAAGUGUACCGUCACGGGCGUCAUGGUGAGAGGUGAUGAUGAUUCCGUCAGCAACCUGGAUGGAGCUCAGUAUAGAGUCCGCAAGUAUAAUGACGAGCAAUCGAUUAUAGAAAUCGAUUUUGAUGAGGUGCAGCCGAAGUUCUUUGGAGACUAUUUUCUGAUGAUACAGAAUGAAGACGGCAGUGAGGAAAAAGUCCGAGCCCUAACUGUGAUUCGUAAGUUCUUAUUUUAUUUUCAAUUGGCAAAAAAACACGGGCUUUUUUUAACGAUGGCAAAAAUCAUCGAAUGACCCCUCCCGCUGUGGGUUACGCGCGGUGAGGGAGUGUCAGACUCUUGCUGACUAAACACCGUCGUGUUCCGUCGUAGGUCUUUUAUGUACCAGGGCCGCGGUAACUCUUUC
Molecule: messenger RNA, 1738 nt
Organism: Helicoverpa armigera (cotton bollworm)
Lineage: Eukaryota; Metazoa; Arthropoda; Insecta; Lepidoptera; Noctuidae
Exons: 13
Coding region: 80-1627 (515 amino acids)
Source: RefSeq, a predicted model, not a curated record